Messenger RNA from Parathielavia appendiculata, 1241 nucleotides. Its product is annotated as yeats-domain-containing protein. The record is from RefSeq and is a predicted model, not a curated record. The coding region runs from base 136 to 954 and encodes 272 amino acids. Lineage: Eukaryota; Fungi; Ascomycota; Sordariomycetes; Sordariales; Chaetomiaceae. The transcript is spliced from 2 exons. Gene Ontology annotation, biological process: regulation of DNA-templated transcription.
GGGUGAACCAGGAACUGAAAUCUACCCCACAAGGCUGAUCCCGUUGAUCCUGCAUCUUGCAUUGACUCUCCCAGAAACCGAAUUCUGACCGACCAACACUAGCGAGUACUAGUAGGCGUCUGCAGAGUCUUCACCAUGGCACCACCGACAGGCAAGCGCGUAAAAGGCGUGCAAAUUUUCCGGCCCUUUGUCUACGGCACCACGGCCAAGCCAUUCGACGAGAACACCAACCCCAAACCGCCCGGCGUCCCGGACGACCACACCCACUCCUGGACCGUCUUCGUGAAGGGCAUUGACGAUGUGGACAUUACCUACUGGCUGCGUAGGGUGCAGUUCAAACUCCACGAGUCCAUUCCCAACCACGUACGAAUGAUCGAAGGCGAAAAGGGCAAGCCCUUCCUCCUCCACGAGACAGGCUGGGGCGAGUUCGAGAUCGCCAUCAAACUCUACUACGUGCCCGAAUCCGCCGAGAAGCCCCAAACCCUCUACCACCACCUGCGCCUGCACCCGUACGGCCGCACCGAAGAAGAGAAAGAAGCCAUGCGCCUGAACGGGGGCCAGGUGAUCUCCUGGGCGUACGAGGAGCAACUCUUCAACGAACCAUACGAGCCCUUUUACGAGAUCCUCACCUCGGGGGCCUUGCCCGCCUCCUCGGCGUCGUCAUCCCUCUCCAACAAAACCGGUUCCAAAUCGGGCGGCGGUGGGAAGGGCAAAGACAAAGACCAUGGCAAGCAGCCGGUCCGGUCCGAGGGCGGAGUGCUGGAGAGGAGCGCCAUGAUACCCCUCACAAAUCGCCCCGGCCAGCCGUUCAGUAGGGAGACGGAGCAGGUUGAGAUCAAGAAGCUGCAGGAGGCCCUGGUCAAGGUGGAGGAACUAAUGAACAGGACCAAGGAGGAGGUGGCGAGGAAGGAGAAAAGGUUAAAAGACCUGAAGGCGGAGGCGGCGAAAGCGUAGCAUCAGUCUGAACUGAAGUGUAGAUGUGGGAGGGAUUUAGGAGUUCAGCACAUCUGGCAGCGGAUCUGUAGUAUUUUUCAUUUGGCGAUACCAUCCGGAAUGGCAGGGAAAGGCGUUUGGUGUUAUGGCGGGCGGGUCAAAGUCAGGAUGUGGAAAAGGAGUACCCGGGUCAUUUGUGAGUUACUGAUAAUCUGGGUCCAACCGACCGGGUGACGGCAACAGAGCAUGGGAAACAAACCACGGACAAUCAUGCAUACGAUGUGCAUCUUGAAUUGAUUCUAGAGAUG